UGGACUUUGGCAUCAUAACCAUCAAAGCCUAACUAAGCCUUAAAGUUCUUUAAACCGUUUGCUUGGUUCUAAAGAGUAAAAAAGAGCUAAAUCAUUUCGAAGCCGUUUCAAUUAUUCGGUUCUGUUGCUUACUUCUGCUGUGCAAAGGGAUUAAUACAGUCUGCAGAGUCUCUCUCUCUCUCUCUCUCUGACUUACUCUUCUUCAAGUUUUACUUUUGGGGGGAAAAUGAAGGUUAGGUGAAAGAGUAACGAAUAGAACCAUAAGGUUCUUCACAGAUUCCACCUUCCUCAUUAAAGAAAAAGCAAUAAAAAAAAAACUACAGCUCUCUUAUCUUUGCUUCAAGAAGAAGCGUUCUUCUCUGGUCUUUUUUCUUAUAUUUUGCUUGUUGAGUGUUUCUCUUCUCAGCUCAGUGACAAUUUUUGGUUCCUGUGUUUCUGUUUGAGAGUUUUGGUGUGGUAACAAAAUGGCCGAGUCAACGACGACGAUAGAAGUAAAGCUAGUUCGUUGUCCAAAGUGCAAGAACCUCUUACCAGAGCCUAGAGAUUGCUCUUUUUUCCAGUGCGGUGGUUGUGGAACCGUUCUUUGCGCCAAAAACAAGAACCAUGAAACAGAUCCAGUGCCGGACAAGUCAGUGAAAAACAGAGCCAAAGAAACUGAAGUUAACUCUGUUUCAAGUGAAGAAGAAUCUGACUCAUCAAAACUGACUGUUGUCAGCGGUUCUCAAUCUGGUUUGGACCGGUCUAGGAAAACCGGGGGAUUCAGAUUCUCAGCUUCCAACUACUUUUCAGAUUCUAUCUCCAGCGAUGAAGCAAUCCAGCAAGACAGAGCUGAGCUGGUGAGAAAACUGGAUAAGCUAAAAGAACAUCAUCAUCAUCAUCUGCUUCAUCAACCUAAUGAGCAACAUCAUAUCCCGAGCUCGUCUUCAAGAUUCAAAAAGGCUCCUCCAUUGCGGUUUCCAAGCUCUGGUAAACACGUCGCAGGGCCUUAUCACCAUCAAAACCAGCACCAAUCUCAUCACCACUACUCUAGACAGCAUAACGGUCAUGAUUUGUUUAAUACACACCCUGGUAAUGGCAUGAUGCAUCUUCACCAGUCAACUUGCUCUUGCUUCCACUGCUAUGAUCCAUAUCACAGAGCUUCAGGCUCAGUUUAUCCUCCCUCAGGGCUACCUGAUGCUCUUCAUUUCUACCCUUAUGAGAGAAGUAGUAGUAGUACUGCGUUUCCUUCUCCACUGCAUAGUCCUAGAUCCUUUAUACCUCCUCAUGCUCCUCCUCAUGCUCCUCCUCCUGCUUCUCAGUCCCGUGCUCUAGAUGCGUUGAAGAAUGCUAUCUCUCGUGUUCGCCUCUCUAAAGCUGUAUCAUCUUCAGGUGGUUCUCGUUUAAUCCACCCUGUGGCUGGUGGUGCACCGUUUAUAAACUGUAGAAAGUGCUCCAAGAUUCUGAAACUCCCAGACAAGACUACGAGAAGGCCACAGAGGCUGCGCUGCGGAGCGUGCUCUUGUUUGAUAGAUUUUUCCUUUGCUGAUAACAAACUCAUCCUCUCAACUGAUCAUGCCUCAGCAAGAGAAGAAGAAGAGGAAGCUCAUAGUAGGCUGCAUUGGGUAACAACUGCUCUUGACGUCUCUUCUGAUGCAAUGGAUAGGGAAGCAGACUAUGUAUCAACCGGUCCUGCUUCCAUCUCCGAUAAAGCUCAUGAUUAUUCUACCGAACAUAGCUUGUCUGAAGACGAGCUAUGUUCAGACAGUUCAACAAAAGGUAGGAAACUCAUUCCAGAUUUUGACUACUCUUCCAUCAAUGCAAGGGACCGGUCAGGGGCAAGGAGCCAAAGCUCUCGUUCAGAACAGAACAGGGUGUCACUGGGGAAGACAGUCAUGAGACAGAACUCUAUGAAAGAAGAAGCUUCGGUUCUAAUUGAAAUGGACGUUAAUGACUACUCUCGCAACAACGGAGUGUCUGUGUCUCAAGACUCUGAAGAUGACUGUAGAGAAGAAAUCAGGAAGGGUGGAUUUGGGAGUAUGGUGAAAAAGAGCUUCAAGGAUCUAAAGAAAUCGAUGCAGAACGAUGUAGUGGGAGGAAGCGAUGUUAUGGUGAAUGGGCAUCUUGUAGCUGAACGUCUGGUGAAAAUGGCAGAGAAGCAAGCUGGACCAAUCCGGCCAGGAAACUACUGGUAUGACUACAGAGCUGGAUUCUGGGGGAUAAUGGGAGGUCAAUGUCUUGGAAUAUUACCUCCUUUCAUUGAAGAGCUCAACUACCCAAUGCCACAGAAGUGCGCAGGAGGAACCACGGGAGUGUUUGUGAACGGAAGAGAGCUUCACCAGAAAGAUCUGCGCUUGCUCAUUGCAAGAGGUCUCCCAAGGGAAAGGGAUAGAUCCUACACUGUUUACAUCACAGGUAGAGUCAUAGACGAAGAUACAGGUGAAGAGCUAAAUAGUCUUGGCAAACUCGCCCCAACGGUUGAUAAGCUAAAACGUGGGUUCGGGAUGAGAGUUCCGAGAAGAUAUGCAUGAAGACGAGCGAGCCACACAACUAACUAUGUUGUUGUUGUUGUUAGUUCACAGAGCAUCCGUGUUAGAUUUAUCCUAGCAGUCUUAAGUACUUAAACGUUGUUCUUACUCGGAUUGUGAUGAAAUGUAAAGGAGUGAGAAAUGAAUUUGUCAUUA
This is a messenger RNA of Raphanus sativus (radish), 2660 nucleotides long. RefSeq lists its product as uncharacterized. Gene Ontology annotation, biological process: regulation of defense response to fungus. Bases 465 to 2507 code for a protein of 680 amino acids. The transcript is spliced from 5 exons. The record is from RefSeq and is a predicted model, not a curated record. Lineage: Eukaryota; Viridiplantae; Streptophyta; Magnoliopsida; Brassicales; Brassicaceae.